This is a messenger RNA of Ramularia collo-cygni, 951 nucleotides long. Its product is annotated as probable tatD-related DNase. Gene Ontology annotation, molecular function: 3'-5'-DNA exonuclease activity. Lineage: Eukaryota; Fungi; Ascomycota; Dothideomycetes; Mycosphaerellales; Mycosphaerellaceae. The record is from RefSeq and is a predicted model, not a curated record. The transcript has 3 exons. Gene Ontology annotation, cellular component: cytosol. The coding region runs from base 1 to 951 and encodes 316 amino acids.
AUGGCUUCCGAGGAUUUCACACCUGCACUCCGCUACGCAGAUAUCGGCAUCAACCUCUCAGACACCGUCUUUCGAGGCCACUAUCACGGCAAACAAGCCCACGAAGACGACCUACAGCAUGUCGUCAACCGCGCUCUCAAAGCUGGCGUGCAGAAGAUGAUGAUCACAGGCUCGGACCUGGUAGAAAGCAAGAAUGCCAUUAAGCUAGCAGAAGAGUACCCGGGGCUGUGCUACGCGACGGUAGGCGUACAUCCAUGCUCUGCAACGAGCUUUACGAAACAUCCUGCGGGAGGAGAUAAGCUGCUAGAGGAGCUAGGAGCACUGGCCAAGGAGUCGAGGGAUCGAGGGACUGCGACAGCUUUUGGGGAGAUUGGACUGGACUACGAUCGCCUCACGCUUUGCGAUAAGGAGACACAAUUGGUAUGGUUUGCAAAACAAUUGGACCUGGCCGUCGAGCUGCAGAUGCCGCUGUUUCUGCACUCCCGAGCGGCGGCGGAGGACUUCGAACGGCUGCUCACACAGCGAUUGGAGAAGCUACCGAAGCGUGGACUAGUACACUCAUUCACCGGGUCGUUGGAGGAGAUGCAGCGGAUUGUGGAGCUAGGAUUCGAUGUUGGAAUCAACGGUUGCAGCAUGAAAACCGAGGAGAAUCUGGCAGUUGUGAAGGAAGUGCCUCUCGAAAGACUGCAGAUCGAAACGGAUGGACCGUGGUGUGAAAUGCGACCAAGCCAUGCGAGCUCGAAGUUCCUCAAGGAUGCGCCACCAUUGCCGAAGGCUGUGAAGAAGGAGAAGUGGAACGCCGAGGCGAUGGUGAAGGGCAGGAAUGAACCGUGUGCGAUAUCACAGGUGGCGCAUGCGAUUGCUGCGAUCAAAGGGAUUGCUGUGGAGGAGGUCUGUGAGGUCGCCUGGAAGAACUCGAUUCGCAUGUUCGGUCUAGGAGAAUCUAGAUGA